CUGGCAAACCAACAAAGAUCGCCAAAUUCAAGGCCUAUGGGGAUAUCGAUGCCAAAGACGUGGUUCAUUCAGUGGAAGGUUCCGUUCCGACGGUUCAAGUCGAAGGCAAAUCCGUACCUGAAUCUGACUUCACGAAAGGAGGGGGAUCAAUUCGCGAGAAUUCGAUUGAGAGUUCCGUGCGGUCAUCCGUGUCUUACUCACCGUCACCGAGCCCAACCCCGCCCAGGUCCCAAUCUGGAUCCCCGAAUCUGCUUGCGCCUGGAGUGGGAGGUAUGGGUGGGCCUUCACCUCCACCUAGACCACCGUCUAAGGAGUCUAGGGGUUCUCCUUCUUUUGUUCCUGCACCUGGUAACUCUCCUAAGCCGGAGAAUCGCCAGAAGUGACGCCAUUCGAUAUUGCGAAGCUCCCCACAGGAAUUGA
Periconia digitata is the source of this 420-nucleotide messenger RNA. The record is from the annotation of a GenBank genome assembly. Lineage: Eukaryota; Fungi; Ascomycota; Dothideomycetes; Pleosporales; Periconiaceae.